UUCAAUUAAAGCCCAUUACAAGAACUAACUACAUGCUGUUUUGUCUUCAGAUGAAGAAAAGGAGAUUAGACCCAAAAACAAAAAACAAAAAACAAAAAAUUGAGGGGAGGAAAAUAAAGUAAAAGGGGGAGAAAUCGUAAAUACCAAGAAUAUAAGUUUUGUCUGCACAGCAAGACUGUGACAACUAACGUUUGAGUGCACUCAAAGUUGCAUACUUGAGGUUUUCUCUUUAGAAGAGUCUUUCCACUUGGUUUUGAUGAUGGACUGGAUGAAUUCCAUGUCAGUUUCUCUGUAUAAUCAAACAACACAGGUGACAUCUUUGACUAUCAGAUAGAGAAGAUAGAUCAAGAUGGAGGCACUUGAAGCAUUCAAAGCCAAAUGUACUUAAUCACAAACACUCAAUUGUGACCACUUUACCGCCCCAAAACUAAGAUCAUUCAAAGCCAAAUUCGAUGAAUGCAUAAUUGUGCAACCAACAAUUUUCUCCAAUCUCAGUAGAGUUAUCAAGCCACAGUUACAUCAGCUUCAUGGGUAAGCAACAGCAUUACAAGGAAGCACUUGACGUAUUUUAUUCCUAUCUGAAGAGCUCAAGUACCAAGCUAGAACCAAGUACAUAUUCACAAUUUAUCUCGGCGUGCGCCCACUUUAGAUCUCUUGAAUAUGGCAGGAAAAUCCAUUUUGACAUUUUAAAGUCCAGCUUCCAACCAGGCAUUAUUCUCCAAAAUCAUAUACUUAAUAUGUAUGGAAAAUGUGGCUCUAUGAAGGAUGCUAGACAAGUUUUUGAUGCAAUGCAUCUGCGAAAUGUGGUCUCUUGGACUUCAAUGAUCUCCGGAUACUCACAGAAUGGUCAAGGGAAUGAAGCUGUCGUCAUGUAUAUUCAAAUGCUGCGAUCAGGUUUUUUUCCAGACCAGUUAACUUUUGGAAGCAUAAUUAAGGCUUGCUGCAUUGCAGGGGAUAUAUAUUUAGGCAGGCAACUGCAUGCCCAUGUCAUUAAAUCAGGGUUUGGUGGCCACUUGGUUGCACAAAAUGGUCUUAUUUCAAUGUAUACAAAUUUUGGACAAGUUGCACAUGCUUCAGAUGUGUUUACCAUGAUUUCUAUAAAGGACUUAAUUUCUUGGAGCUCCAUGAUUAGAGGGUUUACCCAACUUGGUUAUGAGAUAGAAGCUCUGUAUCUUUUCAGAGAUAUGCUAAGACAGGGUGUUUAUCAGCCAAAUGAGUUUGUACUUGGCAGUGUUUUCAGUGCUUGCAGCAGUCUUCUGGAGCCAGAAUAUGGAAGGCAAAUUCAUGGAAUAUGUGCUAAAUUUGGUUUAGUGAGGAACGUUUUUUCUGGAUGCUCCCUCUGUGACAUGUAUGCCAAAUGUGGAUUCCUACCUUCAGCGAAGACAGCAUUUUAUCAGAUUGAAAGCCCCGAUUUAGUGUCGUGGAAUGCAAUUAUUGCAGCAUUUGCUGACAGUGGUGAUGCUAAUGAAGCCAUAUCUAUUUUCCGUCAGAUGAUGCAUAUCGGAUUGAUCCCAGACAGCAUUACUUUCCUGUCCUUACUUUGUGCUUGUACUAGCCCCAUGGCACUCAACCAAGGCAUGCAAAUUCAUUCUUACAUUGUCAAAGUAGGUUUCAAUAAGGAAGUAGCCUUAUACAACUCUUUGCUAACCAUGUACACAAAGUGCUCAAAUCUACAUGAUGCACUCAGUGUUUUCGAAGCUAUCAGCAAAAAUGCCAAUUUGGUAUCUUGGAAUGCAAUUCUUUCAGCAUGCUUGCAGCACAAACAAGCAGGAGAGACUUUCAGAUUAUUUAAACAAAUGCUUUUUUCUGAAAAUAAACCUAACAUGAUCACUAUAACUAACUUAUUAGGUACUUGUGCUGAAUUGGCAUCUCUGGAAGUUGGGAAUCAAGUCCACUGCUUCAGUGUUAAAAGUGGGCUUGUGCUUGAUGUUUCUGUGAGCAAUGGAUUGAUUGACAUGUAUGCAAAGUGCGGAUCAGUUAUACAUGCUCAACGUGUUUUCGAUUCAACCGAGAACCCGAAUGUUAUCUCAUGGAGUAGUUUAAUUGUUGGUUAUGCUAUGUCCGGACUUGGACAUGAAGCUCUUAAUCUCUUCAGAAAGAUGAGGAAUCUUGGUGUUCGGCCUAAUGAGGUCACAUAUGUGGGUGUUCUCAGUGCAUGCAGUCACAUUGGAUUGGUGGAGGAAGGCUGGAACUUGUAUAAUACCAUGGAAGAGGAACUAGGAAUUCCACCAGCAAGAGAGCACUUCUCUUGCAUGGUUGAUCUGCUUGCUCGUGCUGGAUGCUUGUAUGAAGCAGAGACUUUUAUUAGGAAAACAGGAUUUGAUCCUGACAUUACUACGUGGAAAACUCUACUUUCUUCUUGUAAAACUCAUGGUAAUGUUGACAUUGCCGAGCGGGCUGCAGAAAAUAUAUUAAAACUUGAUCCAUCUAAUUCUGCUGCACUGGUGCUACUUUCUAGUAUACAUGCUUCCGCCGGCAAUUGGGAAGAUGUUGCCAAACUAAGGAAGGUGAUGAAACAGAUGGGUGUACAAAAGCUUCCUGGUCAAAGUUGGAUAGAAGUUAAGGACAAGUCAUAAGAUCCAUGUGUUCUUCUCAGAAGACUGUUCACAUCCACAAAGGGACAAAAUCUAAACAAUGCUUGAAGAGUUAUGGUCACAGGUGCUUGAUGAUGGCUAUGAUCCUGCUCAGAGGUUAGGCAUCCGCAUCAGCAUUUGGUAGGUACUAGGUAGUCCGUUGGUAAUGUGGCAUUGGAGCCACACUGUUCUGCAACAAAAGGGGAUCCAGGCUCCAGUUAAGCAAAGACACUCAUCUGCUGUUGCUGUUGGUAUUGAUUUAAGACUCGGUUUGGACCGUCCGGUUAGAUCACUUUGACUGGUAACCAGCCACAUGACCAUCUGAUAUGCAAUACAACGGGUGAAAACUGGUUCGACUUCACCAAUUUGGUGCCAUAAAACAGCCUGCUGAUUGACUCACCAGAUGGUGCAACCCUGCUGGUGUUGAUUAUCUGGGAUCCUUUUCUUCAGAGUUAUGUUCUUUGAAUUCCAUCUGAUAGAAAUUUUGCAUAUGAUGUUACAACAUAUUGCAUAAUCCAAACUUUAAGCAACUGUAACCUGGUGGGAUAAGAAGGAUUCUCCACGAUUCAUGAAAUUCAUAUAAAAGGUAAUCAAAUAUAAUGGGAAGAAGAGGAUACCUUUGUAUGGGAUUUAGAAUACAACCAUUGGAUCAUGUAUCUUAUGAGACAGUGUGUUUGAUAGACAACCAAAUGACGGUUGAGCAGUUUAUGGUACAGUUACCUUCCAUAUGUAGCUAAAACAUGUGCUUGAACACAGGGUAAGAAAACGAACUAAACUGAUUAAAGUUAGAACUCCAAAUCAUUUUAAUGCACUGUAAGAAAUUUUGUUGAGUACUUACUCCAUUUGUUAGAGACACUCUUAAUACACCAAAAUGUAAAAUCUCAUCAUUAAUCA
Messenger RNA from Lotus japonicus, 3467 nucleotides. RefSeq names its product pentatricopeptide repeat-containing protein At3g53360, mitochondrial. Gene Ontology annotation, cellular component: intracellular membrane-bounded organelle. The transcript is spliced from 3 exons. Gene Ontology annotation, molecular function: protein binding; RNA binding. The record is from RefSeq and is a predicted model, not a curated record. Gene Ontology annotation, biological process: RNA modification. NCBI's taxonomy places the organism in Eukaryota, Viridiplantae, Streptophyta, Magnoliopsida, Fabales, Fabaceae. Bases 528 to 2576 code for a protein of 682 amino acids.